AUGGACCAUCUCCCCGUGAAAAUACAGCUCCCCCCGGUUAAAAUGGAGAAGGAGCCUUUUGAGAAGGUUUACCAGGUGGGAUCGGUGCUGGGAAGCGGGGGUUUCGGCACCGUGUACGCCGGGAACCGGAUCUCCGACGGGGCUCCGGUCGCGGUGAAGCACGUUGCAAAGGAGAGGGUGACGGAGUGGGGCUCCAUUAACGGAACCAUGGUGCCUCUGGAGGUCCUCCUGCUGAAAAAAGUGGGCUCCUCCUUCCGGGGGGUCAUCAAGCUCCUGGACUACUACGAGCGCGCGGACGGGUGGCUAAUCGUCAUGGAGAGGCCGGAGCUGGUCAAGGACCUGUUCGACUUCAUCACGGAGAAGGGGGCCCUGGACGAGGACACGGCCCGGGGCUUUUUCCGCCAGGUGCUGGAGGCCGUGCGCCAUUGCUACGGAUGCGGGGUGGUGCACCGGGACAUCAAGGACGAGAACCUGCUGGUGGACAUGCGCACUGGCGAGCUAAAACUCAUCGAUUUCGGGUCCGGGGCCGUCCUAAAGGACACCGUGUACACCGAUUUCGACGGUAAGAACACCCCCCGUAUCCCUACACCAACCCUCCGGUACCGGUCCCCCCCGGUCCGGUGCACCGGGAACGCGCCCGUGACGCAGCGGCGCGCGGCCGUGACGCAGUAG
Menidia menidia (Atlantic silverside) is the source of this 672-nucleotide messenger RNA. Lineage: Eukaryota; Metazoa; Chordata; Actinopteri; Atheriniformes; Atherinopsidae. The record is from the annotation of a GenBank genome assembly.